CAGUAACAUGCAGAACGUGGUGGAUGACCUCACCAGUUAUCUGGAACAUCGUCUGGACCCUGGGGGAGACAACAAGCUGCUGCUAUAUGACUUGUGCACCGUCAUCAAAACAGCCACGAAAGCAGAUGGAUUUGCACUUUACUUCAUGGGAGAAUGCAACAAUAGUGUGUGUUUGUUUAAACCGACGGGGACUAAGGACGGUCUUCUCAUCCCAGCUGGCCCCAUCAUGUUUGGGACCACCAUCGCCGCACACGUCGCCACAACACGCAAAACACUGCUAGUGGAGGACAUCACAGGGGACCAGCGUUUCCCAGAAGGCACAGGACAGGACUCAGACUCAGGGAUUCAUGUUCACUCUGUCCUGUGCCUGCCCAUCCUCACUGCCAUCGGUGACCUCAUAGCUAUCCUGGAGCUGCAUCGGCACUGUGGCCACGAGCCCUUCAAUACCAGCAACCAGGAGGUCGCAACGGCGAGUUUAGCAUGGGCAUCUGUAGCUAUUCACCAAGUACAGGUGUGCAGAGGCCUAGCCAAACAGACUGAGCUCAAUGACUUCCUACUAGAAGUGUCAAAAACGUACUUUGACAACAUUGUGGCAAUAGAUUCUCUACUUGAACAUAUAAUGAUAUAUGCAAAAAACCUGGUGAAUGCAGAUAGAUGUGCACUAUUCCAGGUGGACCACAAUAACAACGAACUGUACUCAGACCUGUUUGACAUCGGGGAGGAGAGCGAGGGCAAACCUGUCUUCAGGAAAACCAAAGAGAUUCGGUUUUCUAUAGAGAAAGGAAUAGCGGGCCAAGUGGCACGGACGGGGGAGGUCCUUAACAUCCCAGACGCCUAUGCAGACCCACGCUUUAAUAGAGAGGUGGACCUCUAUACAGGCUACACCACGCGGAACAUCCUAUGCAUGCCCAUUGUUUCCAGGGGGACCGUAAUAGGGGUCGUACAGAUGGUUAACAAGCUGAGUGGAAGUGCCUUCACCAAAACAGACGAGAACAACUUCAAGAUGUUCGCCGUCUUCUGUGCUCUAGCCUUGCACUGUGCCAACAUGUACCACCGGAUCAGGCACUCUGAGUGUAUCUACAGGGUAACCAUGGAAAAGUUGUCCUACCACAGUAUCUGUACAUCAGAGGAGUGGAAGACCCUCACACAGCUGGACCUGCCUACGCCCCUAUACAAAGAGAUAGAACUGUUUCAUUUUGACAUUAGUCAGUUUGAGGAGCUGUGGCCAGCUGUCUUUGUUUACAUGGUCCACAACUCAUGUGGAGAGACCAGUUUUGAGUUGGAGAAGUUGUGCAGGUUCACUAUGUCUGUGAGGAAGAACUAUCGGCGUGUUCCCUACCACAACUGGAAACACGCGGUGAACGUGGCUCACUGUAUGUACGUCAUACUGCAGAAGACCACUGGCAUCUUCACUGAGAUAGAGAAGAAGGGUCUGCUGAUAGCCUGUCUAUGUCAUGAUCUGGACCAUCGAGGCUACAGUAACACCUACCUGCAGAAGUUUGACCAUCCUCUAGCUGCCCUAUACAGCUCGUCUACUAUGGAGCAGCACCACUUCUCCCAGACUCUAUCCAUCCUGCAGCUGGAAGGGCACAAUAUUUUCUCCAACCUGACUUCCAGUGAGUACGAGCAGGUGCUAGAAGUCAUCCACAAGGCCAUCAUCGCUACAGACCUGGCGCUCUACUUUGGCAACCGCAAACAGCUAGCUGAGCUACUGACCACGGGAGCACUGGACCUCAACAACCACCAACACAGGGACCGUGUGAUUGGUCUGAUGAUGACAGCAUGUGACCUGUGUUCCGUUACCAAGCUGUGGUCAAUCACGCGACUCACAGCCAAUGAUAUCUACGCUGAGUUCUGGGCCGAGGGGGAUGAGAUGAAGAAGAUAGGUAUGCAGCCCAUCCCUAUGAUGGACAGAGAUAAGAAGGAAGAGGUUCCUCAGGGGCAGGUGGGGUUCUACAAUGCUGUUGCCCUCCCAUGUUAUACUACCUUAUCUGAGCUCUUCCCCCCGUCUAGCCCUCUUCUACAAGCCUGCAAGGAGAACCUUGGCCAUUGGGAGAAGAUAGUGAAUGGAGAGGAGGAGGACAGUGGAGUGAGAGGAGUGUGGGCUCCAUCAGAGCCUGUUGACCCCAGGGUAGAGCCUGUUGACCCCAGGGUAGAGCCUGUUGACCCCAGGGUAGAGCCUGUUGACCCCAGGGUAGAGCCUGUAGACCCCAGGGUAGAGCCUGUGGACCCCAGGGUAGAGCCUGUAGACCCCAGGGUAGAGCCUGUAGACCCCAGGGUAGAGCCUGUUGACCCCAGGGUAGAGCCUGUAGACCCCAGGGUAGAGCCCAGCACGGAGGAACCAUCUAACCCUGACUCAGGCCCUGUGAAGGUGGACAACUGACUGGUAGUGAAGCCACUGCUCGCCCUCACUACCACACAAGUCAAUAUGCCCUCACUACCACUCGCCCUCAACAUGUCCCCUGCCAUCAGGUGUGUGUACUUCCUGUCUGGACUUCCUGUGUCAGCGCCUCAAUUCCUGCUGCAACAGGAAGGGGCGGGAAACAUGCGUAGGCACAAGCGAAGGUGAUUGGUGGAUUUACAAACAAGGGGAUUCUUUUCAGAAACACACAGUUACCUCAUUGGGUGAGGGAUGUCCCGUAGACACGGACGGAGGACAGCAGGGGUGUGUUCAUUAGGGAUCAAACGCAAGUAAACGGGCCGAAACAGGGAGGGACUACCUGGACUGGUCCAAUAAGAAACGGUUGUUUUACGAUUUCCGUUGCAAAAUGUUUUGCUACGUUUUGCUAUGGUAUGCACUGAUGAAUACAGCCGAGAGAGAAGUGGGGACUCGGUCCCAAUCACCUGAUCCACUCCACUGCUUAGGAGCCAGUCCAGACCUGUCUGAGCUGAUCUGUAUGUCUGUGCUUUUGUUUUUGUUUGUUUUGAUUUGAUUUUAAUGUUAAUUCGAUUUUUUUUAUUUGGGCUGGUUUGUUUUAUGUUAUGGAAUUUGCAGAGGCCUUAGUCUUUACACUCUAAACCUUUAUAAAGGGCAGGAGGUGAAAUCUUGACUUUUUGUUUGUUGGUUCUGACGUUAUGAAUGUGUCUGAAAUGGUACCCUAUCUCCUAUAUAAAGCACUACUUUUGACCUGGGCCCAACAUAACUAAAACCAUUCCUCUUAACUCCCGGGCGUUUUCCAAAAGACCCCCUGUAGGCCCUGGUCAAAAGUAGUGCACUCUAUAGGGAAGAGGGUACCAUUUAGGGAAGAGGGUACCAUUUAGGGAAGAGGGUACCAUUUAGGGAAGAGGGUACCAUUUGGGACGCAGUCUAUUGAAAUAGUACUGUUUGUUUGCUUGCUGUGGUAGACUGACUGGUAGAGGAGGUUGUUGGUUCUCAAAGAGAAACAGAAAGAAUGUUUAGAUUGUUGUCGAAACGAAGCCUCUAGAAUGUCUUCUAGAAUGUUCUAGAAUGUUUUCUGUCACUUUGAGCAAAAAAAUGAUGUUUUUUUGCAGUACUUGAAUGAAGACAUACAGAACAUACAUUCUAUUCUCUUCAGAGAUGGCAAAAAUAGAGCAGAAAUCCCCCCACAGCGUCUUAUUAUCAAAGCACAGACAGACAAAGUGUGACCAGCGGGGCUGAGUUAGAUAAUGUCAACACUUAGCUAGCCGUGUCACACGAGAGUCACAAUGUUCCAUGCAGAAAGGGCCCCUAGUACCCAACACCCAGGCAGACCUGGGUUCAAACACCAUUUAAAAUCAUUUCAAAUACUUUAUCUGGGCUUGAUUGAGCUUGCCUGGCACAA
Messenger RNA from Coregonus clupeaformis (lake whitefish), 3782 nucleotides. Its product is annotated as cAMP and cAMP-inhibited cGMP 3',5'-cyclic phosphodiesterase 10A-like. Gene Ontology annotation, molecular function: 3',5'-cGMP-stimulated cyclic-nucleotide phosphodiesterase activity; protein binding. Bases 8 to 2383 code for a protein of 791 amino acids. The record is from RefSeq and is a predicted model, not a curated record. The transcript is spliced from 19 exons. Lineage: Eukaryota; Metazoa; Chordata; Actinopteri; Salmoniformes; Salmonidae. Gene Ontology annotation, biological process: negative regulation of receptor guanylyl cyclase signaling pathway; signal transduction.